Messenger RNA from Cantharellus anzutake, 1716 nucleotides. RefSeq lists its product as uncharacterized. The coding region runs from base 22 to 1593 and encodes 523 amino acids. The record is from RefSeq and is a predicted model, not a curated record. The transcript has 2 exons. Lineage: Eukaryota; Fungi; Basidiomycota; Agaricomycetes; Cantharellales; Hydnaceae.
GCGUCCCAGGUGCUCUGGGCCAUGGAGAUAACUACCAUCCCAUACGAGAUACUCUCCCUUAUUUUCGAGUUUGCUGUCUGGUCUGAUCCAUUUCCCUCCUUUCCGUCAAUGCUGCCGCCUGUACACGGGACAUCUCGAUCUGGUUCAUCCAUAGACCGGUAUGACCCUGAGCUUCGUAUCACUAUCGGGCUGGUAUGCAAGAGGUGGAAGAGUGUGCGCGAUGCAUCUCCAAGGUUAUGGAGUCGCAUUACUGUUGUAUAUGACCGCAUUGGUAAGGCACCGACGCAGACACUGCGCUGGCUCUUAGCGCGCUCAGGCGCGCUUCCUUUGGAUGUAUGGCUUUCCAGUGCAUCCUCGGAGCGUUCUAUUGACACGCCUGGGGAUUCGACGGUUCGCUCCUUCGUCAGGCUCAGUCAGGCGCUUACGCAGGUCAUCAACGUCCUGCAACACUCGAUACCUAGAUGGAGAUCGCUACACCUUAAUCCACGAUCGCGCUCGGAGGCUUAUGUCUCCUUUGUUCGAUUCAAGCAACCCGCUUUACGUCUGACAGAGCUCACUAUGUCUGCCCAAGACGCUGGUGGCACUGUCCAAAGCCUCACAACUUUACACGGCGAUGGAACAUUCCCAGUACCUACCAUUUUCAAUAAUCAGACACCCGAGUUACGUUCCGUUUCCAUUGAGCCCCUCGCUUUCAGCAUCGACAGCCAGUUCAUCAAGAAUUUGCACGACAUUCGCCUUAGCCGGGGAUGGACAACGCUCAGUAGACUUCUUGACGUUUUACGGUCAAAUCCCAAUCUCGAAACCCUAGUGAUCAUCAUGGUGGAGUUCGAAGAUGUCCUUAGUACUUCGAAUUCUCAAAUCUCCCUAGAAACGAAACAGGAGGCACUCACACUCCCGGCUUUGCACACAAUGCGACUCGACUUGACAAGAAAGGAAAUGACAAGAUUAUUAGAGUCUUUAACACUCCCUUCUCUGGAAUCACUAUCUUUGUGCCGGAGCGAGGAGGGUAAUGCGUCAGAGACGCCAGCGAACGAUGGUGUUACUGCGACCAGUACACUUCUUCGCGUCAUCGGCGAUCAGCGACGGAAGCAGAAGAUGCCUCUUACGUCGUUUUCAUUCACAUACGGGUCAGUCUGGGAAACGAAUGCGACGCAGGGCGAGGAGGGUACGGAUGCGGCAUUGGUUGAUUUGUUAUCUGCUUGCGGAUCCUUGGAAUCACUGGAGGUGCACAAUUACUCUCAUUACCACUCUACCCUUCUCGAUGAACUGACACGUAAGAAUGGUGAUAUUCCCCUGAUCUGUCCAUCAUUGUCGAGUUUACACAUCAGUCGUUGUGAGGGUCAACAACGACAUGCCGUCAGGCGCUUUGUCGAGUCGAGGCUGAUUAAUAAGCAGGUAGAAGAGCCAGGAGACCCGAGCCUAGGGCACGUCAGAAGUUGCACGCUCAACUCUCUUGUCAUCGAGGCUAGCCAUGACAAAGUCGUAUGUGGUUCGGAGGAUAUUCGGUGGAUUCAGCAGCAUGUGCCACAUUUUCAGGUCGAACAGUUUGGAUUAUUGGUUCAUCGGCGUAUUGUCCUCGAAGACGAUUUUUAGAAGGCAGUGCAUUGGAUUAUGGAUUAGAUUAUACUGGAUGGCUAAGAUAGAACGUUUUAGGAUUGUUAGGAAGUCAUCGUGAAAUAUAAUUAGGAAAGGAGAGCAGCGCCUUUGAUGCUUUGG